Molecule: messenger RNA, 510 nt
Organism: Saprolegnia diclina VS20
Lineage: Eukaryota; Oomycota; Saprolegniomycetes; Saprolegniales; Saprolegniaceae
Exons: 1
Coding region: 1-510 (169 amino acids)
Source: RefSeq, a predicted model, not a curated record
AUGAUCCAAACGCUCUUUCACGGCCUGAUGAAGAACAUGCGACUGGCGCAGAGUUGUCCGGACCGCCUCGAGACGGUGCACGCCGACGACGACAUGCUCUUCUCCGAGACGCGGCCGCGCAGUGCGUCCGAGGACCUCGCCACGCCACCGGCGUCCUGGGAUACCAAGCGCGAGAAGUGCGCCAACUGCAAGCACAUUUACCUCAAGUUCCUGAGCCCGGCCGCUGGCUUUUGCUCGCUCGACUGCAAGGCGAACGCCAACUACAUUGCGGAAGUGCGCACGCAGCCCAAGACGACGCCGACGGACGUAGAGCACGUUGUGUCGUUUAAGCCAAUUAGUAUCCAUGUUCCCGAGACCCCGGCCAUGAGCAUGCACGCGUCGACCGAGGUUGACGACGACAACGACAUGUACUACGCCGAGUCGUUUGACGGCCCCCAUACGUUCAGCGACUUUCACACCGAGAAGCUCGCGGCGCGCGCCGUCGAGUGGUCCUUCUCCGCCCUCUACUAG